Molecule: messenger RNA, 1476 nt
Organism: Cuscuta epithymum
Lineage: Eukaryota; Viridiplantae; Streptophyta; Magnoliopsida; Solanales; Convolvulaceae
Source: the annotation of a GenBank genome assembly
CCCAACCAGAUCAUAACCGUUUGGUCCGUUGGGUUAUCUCGUUAUUCACUUCAGGCGAGCUGUCCUGCUCCGCACAGGCAAAGUCCAUCCCGCAGUCCCGGAGGUCAUUGGAUGGUUUUGUCCGCCAAUCCAGUAACCAUCAUUCGGCGCGAGUGGAACCCCGAAAUUACAAAAGCAAUUAAAAGGAAAUGGUUAAUUUCCUGGGAAUAGCUCGAGCUGCCCCCAUUCCUCUCUGGGAAAUCGCCAGAUGCUCCCGUCGAUUUCCCUGCACGGGGAACACUGGAAAAAUUUCAUUUUUAAUUUCCAGAAAUGUGUAUCCUAUGUUCAGGCAUGUCCCCAGAGCAUCUCUUUGCUCCAGUUCGGUAUGUUCUUCAACAAUUGCAGAGAGAUCAGGGGACCAAUCUGAAAUAAUAUUUUUGGGAACGGGGACAAGUGAAGGAGUUCCCCGAGUUAGCUGCCUCACCAAUCCCUUGAAGGCAUGCCAAGUGUGCUCAGAGGCUAUAGAACCUGACAACAAAAAUAGGAGACAUAACACAAGCAUUCUCAUUCGGCACCCUGGAUCAUCCGGAACAUCAAACAUUCUUAUAGAUGCUGGAAAGUUCUUCUACCAUAGUGCCUUGAGAUGGUUUCCCCUUUAUGGGAUACGAACAAUUGAUGCAGUUGUAAUAACUCAUUCUCAUGCUGAUGCAAUUGGAGGUCUGGAUGAUCUUCGUGAUUGGACUAACAAUAUCCAGCCCUUUGUACCUAUUUAUGUAGCAGAGCGCGACUUUGAGGUGAUGAAGAAAACUCACUAUUAUUUGGUGGACACUAGUGGUAUCACACCUGGUGCUGCUGUUUCAGAUCUGCAAUUUAACAUCAUAAAUGAGGACCCGUUUAUUGUCCACGAUCUCAAAAUUAUCCCUUUACCGGUGUGGCAUGGCAGUGGUUAUCGUUCAUUGGGCUUUCGUUUCGGCAAUAUCUGUUACAUAAGUGAUGUGAGUGAAAUUCCUGAAGAAACCUACUCUCUCCUAGAGGACUGUGAACUGCUUAUCCUGGAUGCAUUGAGGCCUGAUAGGUCUUCUGCCACCCAUUUUGGACUCCCAAGGGCUCUUGAGGAAGUACGGAAAAUCAAACCAAGGAGAACACUUUUCACUGGUAUGAUGCACCUGAUGGAUCAUGAGAAAGUAAACAAGGGUCUGCUACAACUCAAAGAGAGUGAAGGUCUUGAUGUUGAACUCAGUUAUGACGGUCUCCGUGUGCCAGUAAGGUUAUGCGGCCUUUCUCAAUCUUAAUUAAUUGGUCCUUUUUUCAACAAAAUAGACAAGCUGAAUUACAAUUUCUAUUCUUUCUGCGGCAGUCCUAAAGACAUUUUUGUUUUGUGAUUUGUGUUCAAACUAAGGGAAUAUUCUAUAUUGUACAAAAGGAGGAUGGUUGGCUGGCUGGCCUCUUAUGGUCAUUAUUAUAACAGGAAAAGAAGAAUGAACAUUUACAUAUCAG